AUGCAAGAAAAUGAAAAAGAGGAAUGCUUUUAUUAGAUUACUAAUCAGUCAAAGAAUUAAGAUAAAGAUGAAAGCACACUUUCAGAAGUUAGUAAAAAUACCAAAAGCUUUGAUAGUACUAUGGCAAAUCUUUUAGAAAACGCAAUUAUGAUGGAAGAUUUUUAAAACAAUCUAUAAAUCUAACGUUAAAGUCAAUAAAAUUAAAAUGAAGAAAAUAUAAUUUAAGGAAUAAGCAUACAGCCUAAUUAGCAAAAGUUAAUAUAAGCAGAAGAAUAGCUGCGCCAAAAAAAAUACAUGUAUGUUUCUUACAUCCAGCCAGAUUCUUCUUUUAGACAUUAAAUAAAGCUGAUUAACAGAAAUGUUAAAUAUAGUGCUAAGACCAAGGAAAUGCUGAACUUUCAGAUAAAACCACCAAACCACUUAUAAAAUUUUCAUAGUUAUUAUGACCAAUCUCUAAGUGUCAGCACCUCAAAAGAAAGGAACUUAUCUUAGAAUUAGGAUUUUAGAGAAAGUAAGAAUAAAUUUCACUCAAAAGAAAAUGUUGAAAACUCUUAUGUCAACCCAUUAAGAGAGUACAAUGCUAGUGUUGGAGUAAGAUCUUCUCUGCUUGAUUAAAAUAGCAAAUACUAAAGCAACAGUGUUAUUGAUGAAUAGCAAGAGGAAGAGUAAGUAAUGACUACAAGCUAAUUCAGAGAUAAAAAAAUAUCUAAGGCGAAAAAGUUUUAAUCAAUUCAUAAUUAAUUUUCAAUUGAUUUAGAUUCUUUAAGUCCUUCAGCUGCAUCAAAUCCUAUUAACAGAUAUUCUUUUAUGCCUAAUAGCGAAGUGGCUAAAAUAUUUGGUAUAAUACCCUCUACUACUACUUCUAAAAAGACAAAUAACAAUUAAUAGAGCAACUUAAGUUAGACAGAUGCUUUUUUAACUAAUACAUUCAAUUAUACUCGAAAGCUUUAUUUAAUUGUAGUGCUGAUACCUACUUAAUUCAUGAUAGAGUUAAAAUAAUUAAAGAUGUUUUAUGAGCCUUUAGAGCUUGUUUCAAUGAAUAAAAAGAGACAAGGUGGAUGCAACAAAACACUAACUAGAAAGCUUGACAUGAAUACUCUAUCAGAGAGAUUAAUAAAAUAAAAUGACUAGUUUCCUUCUUAUAAGAUCAAAACAAUACAUAUUCCAGUAAAAGGCUAGGUCGUAGAUAUCAAGAACGAUGGUGCUUGGGCUUAAAUUAAGAGAAAUAUGGAUAAUUUUUUUGAAGACUUAGACGAUAUUAGCUAGUUUCUUAAUGGAAGUGAAAAGAAGCCAUUAAAAGAAUUAAAUUUCGAUUGUAAUCUGUUUGAUUCAAGAGAAAAUAAAGGUUAAAGAAAGAAAUUCCAUUUUCCUUCAUUUGUCUAAAAGAACUAAACUAAAAAUAAUAGCUAAAAAUAAGAUUAUUGUUUUUACUAUGAUCAUUUAUUGUAAAAAAUUUAAGACUUAAACGAUCUACCAUAUUCUGAUCUUGAUAUGAAUUAAAAUUUAAUGAUCGCAAGUUCUUCUCAGUUAGAAUAUAUUAAUUUAACUGACAUUAUGUUUGAUAGUUCGAUAGAAGACUAAGCCAGAAAGACCAAUUUCGAAUAUCUUAAAUAAAAAAUAUUAAAUUAGAAGCCAAGACAAAAGUCUUCAUAUGAACCAAGAAAGGCAGAUAUAAUUUAGUAACAGUCAUCGUAAGCAAGUAACCAUAAUAAAUCAUUUAUCAUAAAUGACAAUGAAAGAAAAAGUGCUACCUAAUUAGAUUAAGAUAAGUUGAUAUCGCCUUAAGUUGCCACUAAAAAUUAAACUCCUUUAAAUUAUAGAGAUGUUUUGGUAAACUCUCCAUCUCAAAAGAGAUAAAAAUCGCCCUCUGAUAAAAGAGAAAAAUCUCCCUUCGUGCCUUAUUAAAAAAGAAAUUAAAAUGAGCAAUUAUGGUCAGAUUCAAAGAAAAAUUAUGAAGAUUAAAUUAUAAAAGAAGAAACCCAAAACUAAAACCUAAAAGCUGAUAACAAUAACCAUUUUGCAUCGCUGGGGCUAGAAAGUAUUGAUGAUACUCUGUUGCAUGAAAAGAGUAAAAUAUCUUCCUCGUUAAAUUACUAUAAGCAAACCGAAAACAAAAUCUUUCAAUUCAACCCUUUGGAAGAAAAUAUGUAUUCAUAUAGCAGAAAUUCAAGUUGUAGAAACAGCAGUGCUUAAAAAAACAAACUUAGUCCUCUCUCUAGAUUAAACAAUUAAUAAUUAUUUGAUAAAUUUUUAAUCUAAAAAAUACAAAAGCAAGCAAAAAAAAUAAAAUAAAUAAACGUUGAUUCAAGUCUGGAUUCUAUUGCAGUUUUCCCAAAGUAAUUUGCUGUCACCACAACAGCUUAUAAGACUAAUGGACAAAAUGAAAAUAAUUUUAACGAAGACAAAGUGAUUUAUCCUUUUAAAUCAAAAUGGAUUAAAGUGAGAAAAAAUAUAAAUAUCCCUAAGCCAAACAGCAACUUAUCACCUCAUUUAAAUAAUUUUUCUAGUGUAAACGCCUCAAUUAACAUAAAUGCUCAAGAAAAACUUAGAUUAUACUCUGGUUAAGGCUAAGAGCUUCAAUCAAAUUUUACAGGAGAAGAUAAAAUUCCUGAAUAUCUAAGGCAGAAUAUAAUUUCAUAAACAGUAAAUGUCAGCAAUUAGAAUUAUUAACCAGAAAACCAACUUCACUAAAGUAAUAGCUUUUAGCCAAAUUCUCAAUCUUUUGAGAUAAAUUUCUAAUUAGAAGAGGAAAAAACACUCUUAAAUUAAAUCAAGCAAACAUAUGAUUCUAAUAAUAUGAACUUAACAUUUAAUAAUAACAAGUUGAGAUUAUCAAAAAAACAAGAAUACAAAAGAACUUUAGUAAACUAAGUGCAUGAUGCAAAGUUUGCAGAACAAUUCCAUAAAGAAUUUCUAAAAAAAUUUGGUUUUAGCAGCAGCAGACAAAUCAGCGAAAUACUUUACAAAGAUGCUUUCUUUAACUAUACAAAAGAAGAGCUAGACAUCAUGUUUGGAUAAUUUUUAAUCUUAGCAAACAAUUGCCAAAGGUUUAUGGAAAAACCUCUUUAAGAAUUUCUUCAAGAAUUUGAAUAAAAAGAUCAAAUUUCUACAAAAUAAAAAACCAUCUAUCUAUUUUAAAAAUGUUUACAUACAAAACUCGGCAUAUUAAAAGAAACUUUUACUGUAUUUAAAAGGCUGAAAGAGUUAUAAGUGCUAAAGCCAGCUUUGAAAUUUAUAUUAUUGAAUAACGAUAUGGUAGAUUAACAAUUCAAUAGCAGUAAAGAAACCGAUAUUCAGUUUUAUUGGAAGGAUUUUUUAAGAUUUAAAGCUUUUAUAGUAGAACAGAAAUGGAGUAGAUUCGAUAAAAUAUCGUUUUUACUUUCAAUUAUAAAUCCUAAUAACGAAUAAUAUAUGAGCUUAAAGCAAAUAAAUACGAUUUUUCCUGAUAACAUGAAAGUAACAGAUCCUAAAUAAAUCAAACUAAUGAAGGAAUUUUUAUUCAACUCUCAGUUCCUAGUUGAAGGAAAUAAAGUCGCUUUCUCUAGAAUCAGCGAUUGUCUGUAAAAGGAAUUCUUUUUAAAUAUAAAUGAUUUUAUAAAUCAUUUUUUAACAAAAUAAUAAUGA
Molecule: messenger RNA, 3624 nt
Organism: Tetrahymena thermophila SB210
Lineage: Eukaryota; Ciliophora; Oligohymenophorea; Hymenostomatida; Tetrahymenidae
Exons: 1
Source: RefSeq, a predicted model, not a curated record